Molecule: messenger RNA, 4194 nt
Organism: Chionomys nivalis (European snow vole)
Lineage: Eukaryota; Metazoa; Chordata; Mammalia; Rodentia; Cricetidae
Gene: Abcg4
Product: ATP binding cassette subfamily G member 4
Exons: 15
Coding region: 601-2709 (702 amino acids)
Cellular component (GO): plasma membrane
Molecular function (GO): ATP hydrolysis activity; ATP binding; ABC-type transporter activity
Source: RefSeq, a predicted model, not a curated record
UGCCCGAGGAUCUGCUCCUCUGAGUGACUUCAAGUCUCCUUCCCUUAGCGACCUCGGGUUGACCUUUUGUAGCUAACUCUUAGUCCUGGGUUCACAAAAGCGCCCCUUUUGGCCCCCGCGCUGCAGGCGUUGCUCUCGACACCUCCAUCCUUGCCAUCCAUCGGAUGUGGGGAGGCACGGGCCCUUUAAGAGCAGCAGGACCGGCGGCGAGCAGAAGCUUGGAAGAGAACGCUGUCGCUGCUCGACUAGCUCCGGAGGACAAGCUCUCGGGACCAGACUACGAGGACCGGGCGGAUUCAUCCAAGUGAAGUCAGGGCGAAACCUCAACCAACCCUCUGCAAUCGUGUCAUCCUUUCUGACCUGAGCCCGGCCUUCCUCUACUGCCCGCCCCGGCCUGGCCCCGCCCCGGCCCGGGCUACCGGGACAGGGGAGCCAGGGCGCCGGUGCCGCACCGGUGGCAGGUGAGGAGAGCCGGGAGUGUCCACCUCCCGCGCUGCGGCGCUGAGCAUCCGGGUCGAGCAUCCCGGUUGAGCAUCUCUGCUGAGCAUCCUUGCGUCUCGCGAGCCGGAGGCGCGUCAAGGUGACCAGGCCAGCUGUGUGAUGGCGGAGAAGGCACUGGAGGCCGUGGGCUGUGGACUGGGGCCUGGGGCUGUGGCCAUGGCUGUGGCGCUGGAGGACGGGACAGAGCCCCCCGUGCUGACCACGCAUCUAAAGAAGGUGGAGAACCACAUUACAGAAGCACAACGCUUCUCUCACCUGCCCAAGCGCUCUGCUGUGGACAUCGAGUUUGUGGAACUGUCCUAUUCCGUGCGGGAGGGGUCCUGCUGGCGCAAACGGGGUUACAAGACCCUCCUCAAGUGCCUGUCUGGUAAGUUCUGCCGCCGAGAGUUGAUUGGCAUCAUGGGCCCCUCCGGGGCUGGCAAGUCCACGCUCAUGAACAUCUUGGCAGGGUAUAGGGAGUCGGGGAUGAAGGGGCAGAUCCUGGUUAAUGGGAAGCCACGAGAUCUGAGGACCUUCCGCAAGAUGUCCUGUUACAUCAUGCAGGACGACAUGCUUCUGCCACACCUCACGGUGCUGGAGGCCAUGAUGGUCUCGGCCAACCUGAAGCUGAGUGAGAAGCAAGAGGUGAAGAAGGAACUGGUGACAGAGAUCCUGACAGCCCUGGGCCUGAUGUCCUGCUCUCACACGAGGACAGCCCUGCUCUCUGGGGGGCAGAGGAAGCGCCUGGCCAUCGCCCUGGAACUGGUCAACAACCCGCCUGUCAUGUUCUUCGAUGAGCCUACCAGGUGUCUCCCUGCUUCUCCUGACCCAGGUUUUCCUCUAUUCAGCCCUAAGCCAGGGCUGAAUCUGGUUCAUGGCUCCCUGGCUGGAGACCAGAUCUCCUGCUGGCAACUUUCUGGGGACUCCAUCCUUGCUAAUCCAGUUGUAGCCAAGUUGUCCUGUCUUUCAUCCAGCGGUCUAGACAGCGCUUCUUGUUUCCAAGUGGUGUCCCUCAUGAAGUCCCUGGCCCACGGGGGGCGAACUGUCAUCUGCACCAUUCACCAGCCCAGCGCCAAGCUCUUUGAAAUGUUUGACAAGCUCUACAUCCUGAGCCAGGGACAAUGCAUCUUCAAGGGUGUGGUUACCAACCUGAUUCCCUAUCUGAAGGGGCUUGGCUUGCACUGUCCCACCUACCACAACCCCGCUGACUUUAUCAUUGAAGUGGCCUCUGGCGAGUACGGAGACCUGAACCCCAUGCUGUUCAGGGCUGUGCAGAAUGGCCUUUGCACCAUGGCCGAGAAGAAGAGCAGCCCUGAGAAGAAUGAGGUCGCUGCCCACUGCCCCACUUGUCCUCCAGAAGUGGAGACUAUCGAAAGCCACACUUUUGCCACCAGCACCCUCACCCAGUUCUGCAUCCUCUUCAGGAGGACUUUCUUAUCCAUUCUCAGGGACACGGUCCUGACCCACUUGCGGUUUAUGUCACACGUGUUGAUUGGCGUGCUCAUUGGCCUCCUCUACCUGCACAUCGGCGAUGAUGCCAGCAAGGUUUUCAACAACACCGGCUUCCUCUUCUUCUCCAUGCUCUUCCUCAUGUUUGCAGCCCUCAUGCCGACGGUGCUCACCUUUCCCUUAGAGAUGGCGGUCUUCAUGAGGGAGCACUUGAACUACUGGUACAGCCUCAAAGCGUAUUACCUGGCCAAGACAAUGGCUGAUGUGCCCUUUCAGGUGGUGUGCCCGGUGGUGUACUGCAGCAUCGUGUACUGGAUGACAGGCCAGCCAGCUGAGACCAGCCGCUUUCUGCUCUUCUCUGCCUUGGCCAUAGCCACUGCCUUAGUAGCCCAGUCCUUGGGACUGCUGAUUGGCGCCGCCUCCAAUUCCCUCCAGGUGGCCACCUUUGUAGGCCCGGUCACUGCCAUUCCCGUCCUCCUGUUCUCCGGCUUCUUCGUCAGCUUCAAAACCAUCCCCACUUACCUGCAGUGGAGUUCCUACCUCUCCUAUGUCAGGUAUGGCUUUGAGGGUCUGAUCCUGACCAUCUAUGGCAUGGAGCGAGGACAUCUGACCUGCUUGGAUGAACAGUGCCCAUUCCGGGAUCCACAGAUCAUCUUGCGAGAGCUGGAUGUGGAGGAGGCUAAACUCUACAUGGACUUCCUGGUUUUGGGCGUCUUCUUCCUUGCCCUGCGACUGCUGGCGUACCUUGUGCUCCGGUACCGGGUCAAGUCUGAGAGAUAGAAUCUCGCUCCCACCUCUUCUGGGCAGGAAGCCCCCAGCUCCAGCCCCUUGGGACUGUUUUACACUUGUAGACUUGGGCAUUGGUUGCUGGUGCAACCGCCCUCCUCUCCCUCAGCUGCUCCACAGUCUGGCUGUGGGUCCCCAGGCUCCCAGCCUCAGCCCUGGAAGUAGGGCUCCAGCCCUCCCCAUUAAGCCCAGGAGUCUUCCCAAGUUGAUGCAGUUUGUAGCUUCCUCUCUCCUCUCUCCAACACCUGCAUGCAAAGACCACUGGGAGGUUCCACCCUCCCCUCUGCCCAAAGCACCCUUCUCUGCUGUUUGCCUGGGAGCCCCAUGUUCUCUAGGCCUUGACUUACAAGUGAUCAAAAUGACCCCUUCUGGGGUCCCCACCACACUAGUGUUUGUAAACUGGGCUGCUGUAAGGUUGGAGUUCCAGGGCUGGGCCCUGGUGGGUACCCAGGGAGUCCCAGCAUGGACACUGGAUGGAGCAAGGAGGGACUCUGGAAGUCUCUCCCUCCUCCUCCCCCUUCCUCCCCACACCCACUUUGGCUAAUUUGGACAAUCUGUUGGGACAGAAGCCGGGUUUUCUGUCUGGGUCACCACUCCCAAUCCUGGAGAUUGGAGAGACCACCGGACGUCCCACUCCCUUCCCUAACCCUUCAGUCAGGGUAGGUCUCAAUGGCACCUCUGCAAUAAUGUCUGUGCCACUUGCCCACCUGCCACUGGAACUGAAGAAUGCACUUUAUUCCGGGGGGUGAGCCGGGGAAGCCUCGAUCGUCCCUUCUUGCUGCUCCUGAGGCUUGGUUCCACAGGUCCUUUCCUCUCCGGAGUCACAGGCACGCAAAUGCAACCAGGCAAUCUCAGCCCUACACACGACACCAUCCCUUAUGGCGCGGAGGAAGAGCCAUGGUGGCAAGGAGCCAAUGGUGCCAGCGGGGGGAUGGUGGCAACCUCUUCCUGAGAACCCCAUUUUGGAAGCUAAGAAUGAGGCUGGUGUGAUUCAGUGUGGCUCUGGGCUCUGCUGGUGUCUAUCUCCCAGUCUUCCCUCCAUCUUGAGCCAGGGGUGGCACUGGGUGCUUGCCUCCUGGAGGUCAGGACUCGACAAGCACAAGAAUGGGCAUAGCUGGCCCCAGCCAUGGCUCCCCGACGCCAUCCUUCUGUGCUCCAAGCUGACACUUGCUCUUCUGCCCCUGCGCCAGCUUCCUGCUGCUCACUCAAACUUCUGUUCGCUGAUCUUCAUCUUCCAGCCAGCAGCUGGUUCCUGGACAUCAGAGCAGCGGGGCCUGGACGCCGAGGUGGCAGAUACAUCUGGAGCUUGUCUGUUUCCUUGGUGGGUCUGGGCUCAUCCUACAUCUGAUUUCGCCUCCCCCAGGACUCUUUCCCCAGUCCUGCGCUCUCGCCUCUGUACUUGCCCCAGGUUCUUCUCAUUACACAGAUGCCCGUUGUAUUUGUGGGAUUUCACUCAUUAUUAAUAAAACCUAUAUUUAU